CCCUACUCAGUGACGGCACAACAGUCAUCGUGCAUAUCCGUACUGUGGACACACCUUGUGUAAUUUUUAUAGUUUUGUAAUUAUUUUUUAUUAAUUUUUAUACGGUUUUGUGUGAUUUUUUUCAUUUGUUUUUAUUAGUGGUGAUUUAGUGGUGAUCUACGGUGCAGUUCUGUGUUCGGUUUUAGUGAUAACUUAGUGUAACGUUUUGCACAAUUAUUUCACGAUCUGAGACGAUCGAAGGAAGUUAUUCGCGUAUGUUAUGUUUUGGUGUCGAUGUACGAAGUUGUAUUUAUGCGAUUAUGCGAUUAGUUAUGAAAUGCUGACCGGCGGCUGAUUUUUUUCGCGAGAAUUUGUGUUACUAAUGGUUUAUCGUAGCGUAAGAUGACCGUUAUUUUGAAAUAAGCAAGCGUAGUCGUAGUCGAGCUCGAGAAACGCACUCGAGUGUUACUCAUCCUGUGUAGUGUCUGUGUGUACUCUACGUAAAAAUAACCUGUUGUGUUUUGCUCAUCUCUUCCACUCUUCCUCUUCGCAUGUACGUUGAUUUUGAUACGAAUAUGAGUUUUAAUUGUGUUAGUGCUAGUGUUGAAUCGCGAUAAAGGCGAUUAAAAAAAUGCAACUCGUGAAAUGAUGCGUUACUUUUGGUCGUGGUGUUCGGUUUUGGCGACCUGUUCAAUUCUAGUCAUUCCAGUGAUCGCGGAUGUUUAUGUAGAUAAAUAUGCUCAAGAUUCAUUCUCGUAUCGUACUACAGAUAAUGCUAACUCGAAAUACACCGAGUUAUCAGCUAAUGUUAUAUCAAACGCGAAGAUCACGCUGGAAAAACAGCUCAGUCCGUAUAUUGUGAAGAAGGAUAUUGAAAUCGAGCAAUCUGGAGAGCUUUGGAUUGAACCCGGUGUCAAAGUUUUCUUCGAACCUGGAUUCGGUAUCACGGUUAGAGGGAUCUUAACUGCGAAGGGCGAACCUCAGGAAAGGAUUGUUUUCACCUCGGCUGCCAACACCAAUGAGAAUUUGAUACCUGAAUCGAGCGAAUACCUCAAACGUGUCCGAUUAGUCGAUGGGCCUAAUGUUUUCACCGGCAGAUUGCAGAUUUACCAUAAUAGUCAAUGGAGAUCCGUGUGUACUAAUUCCAGUGUAUGGACCAAGGCCGAUGCUAGAACAAUCUGCAGACAGUUGGGAUUCCAAGAAGGGAGAUUUUGGAAAUGGAUGGAUCGCGAAACUGGUACCUUUCGACCGAGGCUGUUACUGGAGAAACCAGAUUGUCGAGGAAUCGAAGCAUCCAUUUUCGAUUGCAAAUGGCAAAACAGACAACUUGGAUCUGGCGUAUGUGAUUACCAUCCAGAUAUCGGGGUAGAAUGUGCAGCUCGUCACGAACCUCUGACAGCCCUCAAACACUGGAGAGGAAUCCAUUUUGAAAACGCAGCCUUCGAACGCACACUUACGCAACAGACCGCGUUAUACGUGAGAAAAUCCUUAUCGAAGCUCGUAAACGUUGAUCUCAGCUAUGCCGGCUCCGGUUGGAACUACAGCGCAAUUUCGGCUUUGCAAAUCGAAGGCGUACCACCGGUCAUUAGUUCAUGUUCGAUAAGUUUUUCAGCAUUUAACGGUAUCAACGUUACAGAUCCUCAAGCACCUGUGACCAUCGUCAACUCUACAAUUUCAAAUAACGGAGGUUACGGCGUGUAUAUAAAUUCGACUGUCGGAGGAGCCCUGCUUGAAGGAUGUACCGUAGAACAAAAUCAAGCCGAUGGUGUGAAAUACGUUCAUCACGAAGAACCCGUAUACAGUGUCGAGAGAAGCCACAAUCCUUUGGAUUUCUGUACCUUCCCAACGACAUCCAGUCAGACGUUUCCAAUUACUGUGAAUUUUGAUCAGAGUUUGUACGCGGCGCAAGCCAAAGAAUGCCAUCAGACUUUUUACGCCAGAUCAGGUCAAGUUCUGACCCUGUUCUUCAAACACUUACGCAAAUCGAAGCAGGGUGCGGCUCGUAUCGAACUAUACGACGGUUUCAGCAACACGGAUAAUCUACUAGCCAUCGUCAACAUCCAAAAUCUGACAAGACCCCAGUCUGUAUCGACCACCGGAAGCAAUCUGUUCAUAAAAUACGUAGCUGAAGCCCAAACCGAAGCUUUCGCCUCGGUCAAUAUCAUCUCAUCUUCUCAAAAAUGGUACGAUCUGAGCAUAAUCGACUCGAACGUAGCGGACAACAAUGGACGCGGCGUGAUGGCGGAGAACAUCCAAAGCCAGCUGUAUCUGAAACGAGCUUCGGUUUCGAAAAACAAUCACGUAGCCGGAGUACAUGUUUUACACGGCGCAGCCUACGUAAACGUAUCCGAAUCACGAAUAGCUUUCAAUUACGGCGACGGUGUUAACAUAAGCUACGCCGGAGGCGUACGUAAUAUCUCUGAAUCGUUCAUAUCGUCCAAUCAAGGACACGGUAUCGCUGUCUGGCUCAAUCUGACCAAACGCAGCGAUACCAUAGUUCGGGAGCAGUGGCAACCCUUCGAAGAAUACACGCACAUUCCAUCCACGCAGCAAACAGUCGUCGCGUACAAUGAAAUAUUCAAGAAUCUCGACAGCGGUAUUUUGGUAGGCAACUUUUGCGGUAACUCGAUCGUCAACGUGACCGGAAAUUGGUUCAAUAACAGCUUGGGUAAUUGUAUCGAGAUACAGUCGUGCUGGAUGAAAGAGAAAGAUAAAGGCGGACAUUUGAUGACGGUGCAAAUCGGCCAUAAUUAUUUUUACGGUAAUCGAAAACUCGGUGUCAAGUUAUCACCUUUGGUCAACGCCGAAACAGUCGUCGAGUAUAAUUAUUUCUCCAAUCAUUCGUUCGGAGCGAUCCUCAUCAGAAAUGGAUUGAACGAGCAGCUCAUCAGGCUGCCUAGUAAAGCGAUCGUGGAACAUAACGAGUUCAGAGACAAUAGCGGAGUAUACGUGGUCAAUAUAGGAUUAUCACCGUACAGCGAAACGCAAAAACUUCUGUUCACUUUCAACGUUGUCAAAGAUAACGAUAUCAAGGAACCAUUCGGUAACGGAUUCGAUUCCAAAUUGAUACCCAGAAGCAAGGUGGCCGCUCCGGUCGUCGUAUCGAGUGAAAAUACUCACAUCUAUAGGAACAUCAUUUGGAAUCCUGAUUCUCGUUACGAGGUCGGAUCUCAUCUCGAAGACCAGAGUUUGGUCAUCAAUUGUACGCUCAACUGGCUCGGUACAACUAGCGAAGAAAAUAUUUACUUUAGAUUAUUCAAUCGAAAAGAUCGAUAUAAUUUGGCCAGAAUCGAAUACAUACCGUUCCUGCUCCAUAGCAGUAAUCCGGCCACUACACGUAUUCUGGAGCAUUCGACGUACGUGCCUUUUUUCCAUAAAACCGCAUCGAGGGCUAUUGGAGGCGAAGUCGAUGGUGUGGAGACGUUGAAGGCUGCUGAGUACAUUGUCGAACGCGAUAUCAACGUGAGACCUGGUGGAAGGCUUCUGCUCGAACCUGGAGUUACUCUUCGAUUCCCUCCUGGUAUAGGUGUUAUGGUUGCUGGUAAAUUGGAAGCUAAAGGAAGAUCAUCUAACAAGAUCACGUUGACUUUGAAGGAAGAGAGGACCGAAGAAGUCGAACAACCACCUAUUGCCGAAUCGGAUACAAUGUCUCCGGUGACCAUGAUGGCAGAUGAAGCAGUAUCGAAUGAGCCACCCAAAGUACAUGUGAGGUUGCACGGAGGUGUUAAGCCGACCGAGGGUAGAUUGCAGGUCUACAUCAAUGGAAAAUGGGGCACGGUUUGUAAUUACGGAUGGACGAUCGAAGCUGCAUCGCUGGUUUGUCACCAGCUACGUUACGUGUUGAAUCCAAACGACUGGUUUUUAAGCAAUUCGGAAAUAUCGAUGUCUGGUACUUCGGAUCCUGUUUUGUUGAGUAACGUGAAAUGUACGGACGAAGAUUUGAAUAUUUUGGAUUGCAAAGCGGAAAAAGAAUCCGAAUUCGAGAACUCGUGCAGCCACGAUUAUGAUGUUAAAAUGAGAUGCUACGAACCCGGUUGGGCUGGAUUGAGAUUCGGAGUAUUGGCCGAAAGAAGUAAUCUGCAGUAUUUGAGUGUUGAACGAGCCGGACUCCUAGAUUACGCUACUAAUCUGUUGAAACCUGCUCUUCAAAUCGAUUUUAACCGUCACUCGUUGGAAAACGUUCAACUAAACCACAAUCUGGAUGAUGGAUUGGGUAUCAUUUACUCGGACUUGUAUUCUCCCGGAAUGACGAACGUGAUUCGCGAAUGUACGUUUCAAUAUAACGAAGGAGCUGGCAUGAGCAUCAAGCAGUUCGGAGCCAAAGUAUCAGAUUCGUCGAUAUCUAACAACAAGGUAGCCGGAGUACGUCACGAUCCGGUGAUAAAUGCCAAACAACAGAAAGAGAUUGCCGGAUGGUUCAAGAUGGCUUCAUCGGAUGAUACAGUCUUGGUCACUUAUAAUCCGCAGUUUUUACCCAGACUUGAUGAGAAAACGGUGAUUGAUUUUGGAACCGAAGGAGAAACCAAGCAUUUCAUCACCGAACGAAUUCAUACAGCUCAAGCUAUCAAUAAGACGUAUAUAUUGAAAGCUAAACCGAAUCACUACGUUUUGGGUAUCCAAAUACUGAACCCUCCUCAUAACGAGAGCACCGAAAAAAUCCUCAUCUACGAUAAUCCAACCAUGGUGGAGACAGCUCGUAUUUGGGACCUGAAACGAGACCUUAUGAGUUUUCCAACCACUAGUCGAACUCACGGAAUUGUUUUGAGAUACGAAAGUGGACUGAAUGCGAUGGGAAAUGUGGUCAUCGUGAUUACUUGUACUUCAGCUCGAAAGGAACCGAAAUAUCCUCGUUUGUUGAAUUACGAAUCGUUUCCAACGCUGCUUGUAACUAAAUCACGUAUUAGAGAGAAUGGUGUUGGGAUAUGGAGUUCGUAUUAUAACAGUUAUUUAUCGGAAUUCGGAGAUCAUUAUUUGAGAAAAAGUAACGAAACGUUAGCUUUGGUCGAUUGCGAUGUAACGAAAAAUGAAGGAGAAGUUAUUCUGGUCGAAUCUUUGAUAUCUACGUGGUUCUAUCAGCAAUCCAAUAUUUCCGAAACCACCAUCAUUGUAAACAACAGCCAGAUAUUCAGCAAUAGACGAGGAUUCAGGCAAUUUAAUUGGGAUCAGCGUAACUCGACCAACCUUUUCCAUUGGCAUUUUUACAAAAACACCAUCAAUCAAAAUGAAGCCGGCGGAUUCGAAAUCAUGUUACCUUAUGUGUGGUCUUAUAACGAAAAUUAUACUCAUACCGUCGUCCAAGAAGAUAACUACUGGGAAUCGAAUAGAAAUUUCGCUUUUAUCGUCGACGGUCACUAUGCUCAGGUCAAUUUGACCAGAAAUAGUUUCCAGAAUAACGAUUGCAAAGAGGGCUUGAUAUCAUUACGUGGAAUGGAAAAAUCGAUGAGUAUCGCUGGAAACAAGAUUACCGAAAAUAAAGGCAUUUAUAUGGUCGAAUUCAAAGCGAACAGUCAGUCGGAAAUACGAGGCGAACUACGCGCCGUAUUUUACGAAAAUAUUCUCGAACGCAAUACUCCUUCGAGAGAUGAUCGUACCAGUGUGAUCGUUUUCGAUGGUAUUCAACGAGUUCGAAUCAGACGUAAUCUUAUAUCGUCCAAUGGUCUGACAUACGCGUUGGUAGCCGGAGUGAAAACUGCCCGAAUUGAUAGCGCUUUAGACGUUUCGGAUAAUUGGUGGGGUACGACGGAUUACUGGAAAAUCAAGAAGCAGAUAUUCGAUUUCGAUGACUGGAACGAUCACGCGUUGGCCAAUUUCCAGCCUCAUUUAAUCCAAAAUGAUUUCAAUUCUCCGAUAUCGGUUUCUUGGGAUAACAUCACCGAGGUCGAUGUGAAUAAUUUAUCCGGAAGACUGUUUCAUUCAUUGGUGCUGAAGAAACGCGACCAACCUUACCAAAUCUUGUACGAUUUGACUGUUAUGCCGAAUGUAACAUUGACCAUCGAACCCGGAGUAACGAUCGAAUUUGGUCCCAAAGUAGGAUUACUCGUAUUGGGUACGCUGAUCGCUAGAGGAAAACCGGACGAUGUUAUUAGUAUGAUACCCUUUAGACGAGACUUAUACCAUAGUGAAGAAUGGAGAAAUGCCACUGUUGCUAAAAGUAAAGUUCGUCUGUGUGCUGAUAACGUCUGCACCGGUCCCAGGAGCGGUAAACGGGUCAGAGAAGGAUUUUUGGAGUACUUUAACAGCACCACGUCUCAAUGGGUUCCUAUUUGCGAUGAAACUUUCGUCGAACAGAAUGCCAGAGUUGUUUGCCGGCAGCUGGGUUUGGAUAGUUUGAACGUAUGGGUAUCAAAAGGACGUAGAUACGAAUUUUUACCAAAUGCGUUGACUAGAAUUUGGUCGUGGCCGGAGCAGUUGCAAUGUUCAGGCGAAGAAGAAACAUUAGACGAAUGUCCACUACGAUUGAACGAAUUGCCUCACGUGAAGAGAUACACUUGUCAAUGGGAUAGUUCGUUUGUCUUCAUUCAUUGCGGAGGAACCGAUCGUACCGCUGAAAUAGAUUAUUGGGGUGGUAUCAGAUUCGCCAAUAAAGAAUUCGAAUGGAAUAACUACGGCCAAGUUCACGAUCCGGUUACUCACGAUGAUUUCCAACAACCUGAAUCUGUAUUAGAGCACGUCCAAGUGAUCGGCGCCGGAAUGCUACACUAUCAUAAAUCUCCGGCUAUAUUAGCCGUGGUGAAAUCACCUCUCAUAUCCUAUGUUAAUGUUACCCAAAGCGCAUCUCAAGGAAUUAAUCUAGUCUCGCCCGAACAUAAUGUUAAACUUUUGCAUAACAAAGUGGAAAGCUGUCUCGAUACUGGAAUCUCAAUAGCGUCUUUGACCGGUGAAGGACGCGAAACGACGGAGAGUUCGUUUAUACCUGCCGAAAGAGUAGAUCUGCCUUACAAUGUGUUCAGUAUGUUAGAUAUGUGCGAUCCUUUGAAGGAGAUCGUACUUCAAGAACGUGUACUGCUCUAUUAUAAAUACACUAAUAGUCCGGUAUCGUGUAUUAAGAUAUUUCAUAGCGCGUAUCCGAUGAAAACGUUCGGAUUUAGAUUUUUACAAUUGAACUUAUUCAACGAAACCGAUACUCUGUCUUUGUACGAUGGCAGCAUCUACAACGUGUCGUCGCCUAUCAUAGCUACUAUCUCGUCCAAGAAUAAAAUCAAGAAACAAUUCAUUACUUCGAAAUGGCCCAGUAUGAGUGUGAAAAUGAUGGUCUCGGGAGCAUCCCACUAUCACGGAUUUAUUGCGGAAAUUGUCACAUUACCUAUUAGUGCAAUUACUUUCAAUCGAGAUAUUCUACACAACGUGUCAUCUUCGAUAUUAAAAAAUAAUUGGGGAGGAGCGUUGUACUAUGUGAGUGCUGGCGAAGUGAAUCCUCGAUUUACGAUGGAAAAGAAUCAAAUCACCGGUAACUGCGUCAGACUAUACGGUAAUUUUACGACUUGCGAAUCGGCUGUGACGAUGGAUCUACAGAAUACUCAAAAUGUGUAUUUUAGAAACAAUUUGAUUUCCGGAAAUAUCGGAGGAUUGUGGAUUAAAGCGGAUUCAGAAGGAUCGGCUACAUCGGUUAAAGCGAUCAUCCAUAACAAUCUGUUCUCCAGUAAUAAACGCAAGUCCGCUUUGAGAAUCGAAGGCAGAAGGAGUAGUCCGUAUCAGAAUGUCGUUCUGUAUCGUAAUUAUUUCGCAAUCAACUACUCCCCGUAUGAAAACGUGAUCGUGCUGAAUCAGGUGAUGUCAAAUUUCACUUUGAAUUACAUUCAAAGCAACAUUGGAAGCCAUAUUUUGGAAAUAUCUGGAUUUGAACGAGUUCGUCAACCAACAUUGCAGACAACUUCUCACAACAGCUUUUACUGGAAUUAUGCAGUGGAACGAGAUUCAAAAAGUACAGUCUUAGCUGGAACAGCCGGACAGAGUUACAUUGAUAACAUGUUCUCCAAUCCGGAUAAUGAUUUUGAAAUGAUCACAGUGAAUUCUACAGUUUUGGAUGUGUGGAAUACUCCUUUGGCUCCAGUCAAUGCUCGUUAUAAUUAUUGGGGAUUCAAUGAAACCUAUGCUGUUGGAGGGCGAAUACAUGAUCACCAAGAUGACUUCAGGUUACUGGAAGUGGAUUUCCUACCAUUCCACUUGACCAACGAUACGCUUCUGGAUAUAAAAUGCCCACCAGCUUGGAAUUUGGUUGGUGACACGUGUUACAUGUAUAUUGGUGCUCCGAUGACUUUCUACGAGGCUCGUGACUUCUGUUCGUCUGUAAACGCUUCACUGCCUUAUGUGAUGGUCAGCUACCAUACUUUGUAUCAAUUCCUAAAACACCAAGAAGAAAGAUACAUGUUUUUCGACGCGGUCUGGGUCCAGAACUUGAACAGAAUUAACACAUGUACAGCUUUUGUGCGCAAUACCAUCGAAGAAGAUGAUUGUCAGCAUUUGCAUGCUUUCAUUUGUGAGAUGGAUCCUAAAGUAACACUGAAUGUACUAAGUUGGAGACACGAUGUGCUCACUAUUGGAGUCUUUAGUUCAAUUGUGUUGGCAUUUUUGCUGCUGUCUUUGGUGGCUGUUUUAUGGUAUUCCAAGUCGAAACAUCGUCAUACAGAAAGAUUACAGAGGAGGAAUUCCAUUCGACAGUCUUUGAAUUCGUUGAGAUCAAUAUCAUCGUCUCAGACAGCUUUUAAUGAUUUUGCAUACAAAAGAAGAACAUUGUCUGGCCAGACAAAUCUCUCAUUGACCAGAACACCCGAGUACAAGAAGAUGAACAACGGCAGCGUUGACUCUAUGGAGAAAUCUCAAUUCAACUCGUCCUUGGAAGAAGAUACUCAGAGUUUCGAUAUAUACGAAGCUCAUAAUCCUAACGCAGCUGCCUUAGCCACUGCUGCUGCAGCUACCGUAGCUAAUAGAAAUAAGAAUAAUUUCAUCGAUCUCUCGUACCAAAAUCAUGGUUACCGAACUAAUUCUAGUUUCGCGUCACAUGUCGAUGACGACGACGACUACAGAUGGCCGUCCAGCAGCUACAUGAAUAACUGCUCAACGUUACCGCUGGCUAGUAAUUUAGAAAUAUCGGCGAAAGAGCCGACCAUUAGUACCAUCAGCUCGAAGCAGGAUUACCAACAAGAGAACGAAUACCAAGAGUACUACGAAAGGCCUAAAAGUUCGGCUACCAUUUUAGAAACCAAUUUUGACGUGCCGAAGCCAUCCAUCGCGUCUAGAUCUAAAAGCGAAGCUCUACUAGAGACUAAUUUCGAUUACAUGAUGCCGUCUCAGGAUGUCAAGUACAGCGCUCACAUGAACGAUGUGUUUUCACCAGCUACCGUCAAGUCAAAAAGUCAGCCUUUGGAGACAGCCAUGUGAUCGUGAUUGUUUUUUGGUUUUUACUCUAUUGUGAUAUUAGUAUAUUAGGUAUUCGGUUUUUUUUGUAUUUUUUUUUCUUUUUUUUGAAAAACGAUCUCGCUUGAUUCAAGUUUUUCGAGCUCUGAUUGUAAUUUAGUCUAUUUAUGUAUUUACUCGUACGUUGGUCAAUAAGACCAAUGAUGUUCAUUUUGUGAAGCUGAGAUCGUAUAAUUUUUUUACCAUGUGAACGUAUGUAGUUUAAGUAAGAAGUUUUUGUAGUGCAUUUUUUUGUAAGUUUUUUUUUUUUAUGUACCCUGCCCAUGUGCCCUCCGAAGAUAUUUUAAUUGGGUAGAAUGCAAAAUAGCAUGCCCGGCUGUGUGAGAAAUUUUUUUGAAAAACUGUUUCCGUCCAAGAACGUGAUUUUUUUUGUUCGAUUUAAGAAACAGAACUCGUUUUUCAGUUUAAUUGAGCGUUGUUUUUCUGUUCGAUUAUUUUUUUAAAUCGCCAUACUGAGUUUUUUCGAAAUAAGAUCCUUUACUGUCGCCAAUUUUUUUUUUACUCAAGGGUGAAAAUUGUAUUUAUUUUAUAUUUUUAUUCGUGUAUUGUGAUAUUUUAUUUAAAUAUGUCUGAAGACGUAAAAGUAUCCUUAGUUCUUUUUACAUAAAUAAUUUGCAACUUGUGUUAAGAAAAAAGACUUGAUUUUUUUAUAUUUAUAUACCUAAUACUCCGUCCUUAAUGUAGAAGAUUCUUGUGUAUUUUUUUUUUACCACUCACUGCCCUCCUUGUAUGUAAUUUUUGUAUUUUAUGUGAUGUGUACUUUUUUUUUCAAGAUUUCAUUAUGGUUACUUAUGUACGAAAAUUCGACGAAUAAAAUUUGUUAUUCCAAUA
This is a messenger RNA of Planococcus citri (citrus mealybug), 10224 nucleotides long. RefSeq names its product protein bark beetle-like. The transcript is spliced from 34 exons. NCBI's taxonomy places the organism in Eukaryota, Metazoa, Arthropoda, Insecta, Hemiptera, Pseudococcidae. Gene Ontology annotation, cellular component: membrane. The record is from RefSeq and is a predicted model, not a curated record. Bases 625 to 9357 code for a protein of 2910 amino acids.